AUGCCGACCGAGCUGUAUGCACCUUCGGGCCCUUCAGGCACCUCUGCGCGCAUCAGCUUCGGAGACACAUCUGAUCCCUCAUCCGGGCCGUCAUGGGCUGCGGCUGUUGACAAUUCUACUACGAUGGCGCCCUCAGCAGGACCGCCAGCUGCGAGCCCGUCGCGCGACAAUAUCUCGAUAAGCCAGCGGAUGGUUUCUGCAUCAUGCGGCAAUAUUUUGACGGGACUACUAGUCACCCCCCUAGACGUCGUCCGAGUCCGGCUGCAGUCCCAAUCCCAGGUUUACAACACCUCGCCAUACACGUCCCACACCACCCAGACUCUCAAAAAUCUGCCUCCAAACCUUGGAAUAACCGCUUGCUGUCGGGAGGUGUUUUGGAUCGGAGAUAAUGCAUCGAUCUGCAUGCUAGGCCCCCAAGCCGGCGCAGUUGGCAGCCAUACACACCCGGCGAUUGACUGCGCAGUGGAGGAAACACAGCGCAAGACAUUCACGUCUACUUUUGAUGGAUUACGCAAGAUCGCGCGGAACGAGGGUGCCCGGGCGCUCUGGCGCGGGCUCAGUGCUACGCUGAUGAUGGGCAUUCCAGCCAACGUCAUUUACUUUGCAGGGUAUGACUGGUUGCGCGCGGACGACCGGAGUCCCAUAAAGCAGCACAUCUCCGAUGUCUACGCUCCGUUGGUGGCCGGCUCAAUAGCCCGAGUCGGGGCCGCUUCGGCUAUCAGUCCCAUCGAGAUGUUUCGGACCCGGCUGCAGGCAACGCCCGGCCAUGGCGCUGGCCAUUUCAGGGCUACCUUGCAGGGUCUCCACCAGAUGACGCUGGCCAAGGGCUACAGCUCUCUUUGGCGCGGCCUGACGCUCACCAUGUGGCGGGAUGUUCCCUUCUCUGGUCUGUACUGGUGGGGAUAUGAAAAGAUGAAGGAGACUCUCGUGGCAACGCGACCAUACACUCCGCAUCUGCCGGGAUCAGACCCAGAGCCUUAUUCGGCCACCUCGGAUUUCCUCAACAGUUUUGUCUCCGGUGCUGUGUCCGGGUCGAUUGCUGCUUUUGUGACCACUCCAUUCGACGUGGGCAAGACGCGGCAGCAAGUGUAUCGCCACAUGGACGACCAUGUCCCUCCCGGAGUUGUCAAUAGCACUCCCGCGCCUCCACGCACGCUGAUCCCGGAGCAACUUUCUCUCCCGAGAUUUUUGCUGCAUAUCUUCCGCGAAGAAGGCACCGCCGGCCUCUUCCGGGGUUGGUUCGCGCGAUGCCUCAAAGUCGCGCCGGCCUGCGCCAUCAUGAUCUCGACCUAUGAGCUUGGCAAACGCAUGGCCCGGGAAGUCAACGAGCGGCGACACAGUGAUUCCGACUCUGUUUAG
Penicillium lagena is the source of this 1359-nucleotide messenger RNA. Its product is annotated as putative mitochondrial carrier protein. The transcript is spliced from 2 exons. The record is from RefSeq and is a predicted model, not a curated record. Bases 1 to 1359 code for a protein of 452 amino acids. Gene Ontology annotation, biological process: mitochondrial transmembrane transport. Lineage: Eukaryota; Fungi; Ascomycota; Eurotiomycetes; Eurotiales; Aspergillaceae.